CAACUGUGAGGUGGUUUAGUGAUUGGAGGCAGCUCCUGAUCAGGUUUGCAGACUUUUCUUCAGUAUUUCAACACUUUUCUUAUUUUUAUGUCUGAUAAUCGAGUUAAAUAAGAUUCGCGGCUUCUUUCGUGGUUCAGUUUGAGAUUUUUCUGCAGAAACUCGUCUUUCCUCCGUCAGCAGCGAUGAGUGACAGCGACGACGACGUUCCCACGCUGUCGGCUCACACUCUGGCCGCCCUGCAGGAGUUUUACAACGAGACCAGAACUGAACCGGAUCACAGCAGCUCGACGACGGACCAGUUCACUGUGGGAGCUGUGGAGGAGGACUGGCGGAUGAGUCAGUUCUGGUACAGCGAUGAAACAGCGACUCAGCUGGCUGAGGAAGUCGUACGAGAAGCAGGAGAAGGAGGCAGGAUCGCCUGUGUCAGCGCUCCCAGUGUUUACCAGAAGCUGAAGCAGAACGUUGUUGACGGUUCAGGCCGAGUCUCCGCUGUCGUGUUGGAGUACGACCGACGCUUCGCCGCCUACGGAGACGACUUUGUCUUCUACGACUACAACGAGCCGCUGACUCUUCCGUCCAGCAUCGCUCCGCAGAGCUUCGACGUCGUCCUCGCCGACCCUCCUUAUCUGUCUGAGGAGUGUCUGAGCAAAGUGGCCCAAACCAUCAAACACCUGAGCAAAGGGAAAGUGCUGCUUUGUACAGGAGCCGUCAUGGAGAAUCUGGCCAAAGAACUUCUGGAUCUGAAAAUGUGCAGCUUUCUGCCGAAACACAACAGAAACUUGUCCAACGAGUUCCGCUGUUUCGUCAACUAUCCGUCACCACUGCUGUCCUGCUGAAGAACCAGAGCUCAGUGGGAUUAACGCUUUAAUUAUGAGACUGAUGGAGGCGGAACAUCACACAAACAUUGACCAGCUGUUUUCUCCAGAUACUGAGGAGUGAAAAGACCACUAAGACCUGCAGCAGAAGUUAAGAAAUUUAGCAAUUUUCAUUUUUUAGGCAAAAAUGACGAACAUUUAAUGGUUCCAGCUUCUCAAAUGUGGAGACUUUUCUUUGUUACGCGGCACUAAACAGGAUAUUUUGGGAUCACUCUGGAAAAUUAUAACAAGCGUCUUCCUCUACUGUCUGACAUUUUAUCAAGAAAUUAUUGAUUAAUCAAGAAAACUGAUUAUUAAAAUUACUGUCAGUUCAGACUCACCAACUACAAAUGAACUAUGUUUGUUGGUGAACAAACACUUGGUUACAGAAACAAAUUUAACUUGAAAAUAUUUAUUUUGAUGUGUAAUUAAAGUCAAUAAUACAGAAAAAACACCAGUUAUGAGCGGUUUGUGCUUCUCCAGUGUAAUGAGUUCUCAUUUGUUUCUAAUUUAUAUUAUUUUUAAAUAAAUACAUUCCGUUUUGAAUGCUGAUUUAUCAAAAUAAACCAUCUGUGUCACUAUU
Messenger RNA from Acanthochromis polyacanthus (spiny chromis), 1437 nucleotides. It is a transcript of the gene eef1akmt1, whose product is annotated as EEF1A lysine methyltransferase 1. The record is from RefSeq and is a predicted model, not a curated record. The coding region runs from base 183 to 836 and encodes 217 amino acids. NCBI's taxonomy places the organism in Eukaryota, Metazoa, Chordata, Actinopteri, Pomacentridae. Gene Ontology annotation, molecular function: nucleic acid binding; protein-lysine N-methyltransferase activity. Gene Ontology annotation, biological process: methylation. The transcript has 5 exons.